Molecule: messenger RNA, 3795 nt
Organism: Penaeus vannamei (Pacific white shrimp)
Lineage: Eukaryota; Metazoa; Arthropoda; Malacostraca; Decapoda; Penaeidae
Source: RefSeq, a predicted model, not a curated record
AUGGCUCUUCAAACCAACGACGAAAUUGCAUUCGGAGGCAAUAAAUUUGAUAUGUCAUGGGGGUCACGUGACCAGCAUGGCGCCGCUGUCGACUGGACUCUCACGCAGAGGGCUCGCUUUGAGGACUUUCUGAACCUCCGAACCAGCCCUGAGCACCUCCGAACCAGCCGCCUCCGAACCAGCCCAGUGAACUCCGACCACGUGCGUUCCCCUCCACCUCAACUUGGGGGACCCUCACACCUAAAAACUGGUGCCAUUAGCUGGUCCCAACAAGCUUCGGUGGAGGUUCAUCCAGAGGAGGACACCUCCCAGCCCCCAGUGGAGGUUCAUCCAGGGAGGACACCUCCCAGCCCCCGAGUCGGUGGAGGUCAUCCAGAGGAGGACACUUCCCAGCCCCCCGAGUCGGUGGAGGUUCAUCCAGAGGAGGACACUCCCAGCCCCCGAGUCGGUGGAAGGUUCAUCCAGAGGAGGACACCUCCAGCCGACGGUGGAGGUUCAUCAGAGAGGACACCUCCAGCCCCGAGUCGGUGGAGGUUUCAUCCAGAGGAGGACACUUCCCAGCCCGAGUCGUGGAGGUUCAAGGAGGACACCUCCAGCCCCCCCGAGUCGGGGUUCAUCACAGAGGAGACACCAGCCCCGAGUCGGUGGAGGUUCAUCCAGAGGAGGACACUCACCCCGAGUCGGGGAGGUUCAUCCAGAGGAGAGAGGAACUUCCCAGCCCCCCGAGUCGGUGGAGGUUCAUCAGAGGAGGAACCUCCAGCCCGAAACGGUGGAGGUUUCAUCCAGAGGAGGACACUUCCCAGCCCCCGGUGGAGGUUCAUCCCUUCAGCCGAGUCGGUGGAGUCAUCCAGAGAGGACACCUCCAGCCCCCGAGUCGGUGGAGGUUCAUCCAAGAGGGAGGACCCCAGCCGGAAACGGUGGAGGUUCAUCCAGAGGAGGACAUUCCAGCCCCCCGAGUCGGUGGAGGUUUCAUCCAGAGGAGGACCUUCCAGCCCGAGUCGGUGGAGGUUCAUCGAGGAGGAUACUUCCCAGCCCCGAGUCGUGAGGUUCAUCAGAGGAGGACACUCAAACGGUAGGAUCAGAGGUACCUCAGCCCCCGAAGGUGGAGGUUCAUCAGAGGAAGGACACUUCAGCCCCCGAGUCGUGGAGGUUCAUCCGAGGAGACACCUCCCAGCCCCGGUGGAGGUUCAUCCGAGGAGGACACUUCCAGCCCCCGAAGGGAGGACACUUCCCAGCCCCCGAGUCGGUGGAGGUUCAUCCAGAGGAGGUUCCCAGCCCCCGAGUCGGUGGAGGUUUCAUCCAGAGGAGGACACUUCAGCCGAGCAGGUGGAGGUUCAUGCAGAGAGAGGACCUCCCAGCCCCGAAACGGUGGAGGUUCAUCCCCAGAGAGGACACUUAACAGCCCGAGUCGGUGGAGUUCAUCCAGAGGACCCCGCCCCCGAGUCGGUGGAGGUUCAUCCAGAGGAGGACACUUCCCAGCCCCCCGAGCGGUGGAGGUUCAUCCAGAGACACUCCCAGCCCGAAACGGUGAGGUUCAUCCAGAGGAGGACACCCCCGAGUCCUCCAGCCCCGAAACGGUGGAGGUUCAUCAGUAGAGGAGGAGGUUCAUCAGAGGAGGACCCAUCCCGCAAAACCCCAUCGGUGGAGGUCAAUCCCAGAGGAGGACACCUCCCAGCCCCCCGAGUCGGUGAGGUUCAUCCGAGAGAGGACACUUCCCAGCCCCCCGAGGUUCCCAGAGGAGGAAGGGUAUCAUCCAGAGAGACACAUUCCAGCCCCCGAUCGUGGAGGUUCAUCCAGAGGAGACACCUCCAGCCCCGAGUCGGUGGAGGUUCAUCCAGAGGAGACACCCUCCCAGCCCCGAAACGGUGGAGGUUCAUCCAGAGGAGGACACCCCAGCCGGUGGAGGUUCAUCAGAGGCAGCCCGAACGGUGGAGGUUCAUCAGAGGAGGACACUUCCCAGCCCCCCGAGUCGGUGAGGUUCAUCCAGAGGAGGACACUUCCCAGCCCCCGAACGGUGGAGGUUCAUCCAGAGGAGACCUCCCAGCCCGAGUCGGUGGAGGUUCAUCCAGAGGAGGACACUUCCCAGCCCCCGAGUCGAGGAGGACACUCCAGCCCCCCGAAGUCGGUGGAGGUUCAUCCAGAGGAGGACACCCAGCCCCCGAGUCGGUGGAGUUCAUCAGAGGAGGACACUCCCAGCCCCCCGAGUCGGUGGAGGUUCAUCCAGAGGAGGACACUCCCAGCCCGAGCGGUGGAGGUUCAUCCAGAGGAGGACACUUCCAGCCCCCAACGGUGGAGGUUCAUCCAGAGGAGACCUCCCAGCCCGAAACGGUGGAGGAGUCGGUGGAGGUUCAUCCAGAGGAGGACACUUCCCAGCCCCCCGAGUCGGUGGAGGUUCAUCCAGAGGAGGACACUUCCCAGCCCGAAACGGUGGAGGUUCAUCCAGAGGAGGACACUUCCCAGCCCCCCGAGUCGGUGGAGGUUCAUCCAGAGGAGGACACUUCCAGCCCCCGAGUCGGUGGAGGUUCAAUCCAGAGGAGGAACUUCCCAGCCCCCGAGUCCGGUGGAGGUUCAUCCAGAGGAGGACACCCUCCCAGCCCCGGUGGAGGUUCAUCCAGAGGAAGGACACUCCCAGCUCAUCCAGAGGAGGACACCUCCCAGCCCCCGAGUCGGUGGAGGUUCAUCCAGAGGAGGACACUUCCCAGCCCCCCGACGUGGAGGUUCAUCGCAGAGGAGGACACCUCCCAGCCCCCGAGUCGGUGGAGGUUCAUCAGAGGAGGACACUUCCCAGCCCCCGAAACGGUGGAGGUUCAUCCAGAGGAGGACACUCCAGCCCCCCGAGUCGGUUCAUCCAGAGGAGGUCCAGCCCCCCGAGUCGGUGGAGUUCAUCCAGAGGAGGACACUCCCAGCCCCCGAGUCGGUGGAGGUUCAUCCAGAGGAGGACACUCCCAGCCCCCCGAGUCGGUGGAGAGGAGGACACCUCCCAGCCCCCGAGUCGGUGGAGUUUCAUCCAGAGUCCAGCCCCCGAGGAGGUUCACCAGAGGAGGACACUUCCCAGCCCCCCGAGUCGGUGGAGGUUCAUCCAGAGGAGGACACUCCAGCCCCCGAGUGGAGGUUCAUCCAGAGGAGGACACUUCCCAGCCCCCCGAGUCGGUGGAGGAGGACACUUCCCAGCCCCCCGAGUCGGUGGAGGUUCAUCAGAGGACACCUCCAGCCCCCCGAGUCGUGGAGGUUCAUCCAGAGGAGGACACCUCCCAGCCCCCCGAGUCGGUGGAGGAGGACACCUCCCAGCCCGAAACGGUGGAGGUUCAUCCGGAGGAGGACACCUCCCAGCCCGAGUCGGUGGAGGUUCACCCGAAGGCCACUUCCCGUCCCAAGGUCGAGGGGCCAUGGCGCAUCGCUGAGAGGGUCGCGUUGGACCUAAAAGGGCGAGUCCGCUCUAGGGCGAAGGCGCCUCAGCCCACCCCAGUCCCCGACCCUUCUGCCGAGGUUCGCCAGGUGGCGCCGUGGAGGACCAUCACCUUGUCCCUCCAUUUCAGCCCGCGGGAACUUUCCGCCGCCGCGGGGCCGGGCUUGAGCCACGUCCGGCUGGUCAAGGAACGGUUCCCCGUGCGGAUCCAGGUCCCCAGGCGGAGGGGCGAGCCGCUCGUGGACCAGGGGCCCCGCGAGGCCACGGAGAGCGCCGCCCACUUCUUAUGGAAGUUCGCGGCUGUCAUUGCCUUCAUAGUAUUUGUCAAUGAAGUGGAUGUGCUUGGUGCAGGGACAUCAGCUUCUCAACAUCAGGCUGAAACAUACUAA